CUGGCUGCGGUGUUAGCGGAUGAGGAGGAUGUUGUGAGGACGGUCUGUGGCUUUGACUGACUGACUGACUGACUGCCUGCACCGCGCAGCCACCAACAGCCAGACCCCCGAGUCUGCAUCAGGUCACGGCGCCGCGGAGCUCACCUGACGCGCUGCCCUCAUUUUAUUUCACAGCUGUCGAUGUCAAGACGCGUCCAUGAUAGACUGUAAUGUGAGAAAGGAGCUCUCAGUCGACACCGUCCGCUGCCUCUCCGUUUCUGUCUCUGUCACCGAGCGAGGAGGACACCGACACCCAGGCCGUUAUCAGCAGCUGGCUUCGCAGCGAGCGGUUAGCAUAGCGGCUAACAUGCUAAUGUGAACAGGUACAAAUAUUUUCAUGCAUCGCAAUGUUCAUCGGGGAGCCGAGUUUCACCACUACAUCUAAACGUUCCCGGUUGUGAUUGGAAAGCAGCCACUGACUCCAGAGGGAAUACAUGUAUGUCCUAGAUGCGGUGACGUAAAGGACGUGGUCAUUCCAAAAUGGAGAAAAAGAAAAUGUGCCCCCGCCUUCUGGACUACCUGGUGGUAGUCGGAGCCAGGCAACCAAGUAGUGACAGUGUGGCCCAGACUCCUCAGCUCCUCCGCCGCUACCCUCUGGAGGACCAUCAUGACUUCCCACUCCCACCAGACGUGGUGUUCUUCUGCCAGCCAGAGGGCUGCCUGAGUGUACGCCAGCGCAGGGUCAGCCUGCGUGACGACGCCUCCUUUGUUUUCACGCUGACCGACAAGGACUCAGGAAUCACCCGCUAUGGAAUCUGUGUCAACUUCUACCGCUCUUUUCAGCGAGGGCAUCACCGCAGUCGUGGGGACAAGAGCGCCCACACGGAGGCCGCAGCGCAAGGGGCGGAAACCACAAGCGAAGGAUCUGAUGGCAGCGGUGGAGGCCCACCCUCCUCAUCAUUGUCGCCACCCGCCGGCGCUGACUCGGCACCUCUGCCUGCCUCUGGGACGGAGAGUGGACCGCCAGGUGGCGAAGCAAACACCGCCAAGUCCCCGCGGCACAAGCGAAGCGCCGCUAAGGCGGCAGCCAGGAACCGCAACAGCACGCUGACCUCACUGUGCAUCCUCAGCCACUACCCCUUCUUCUCCACCUUCAGGGAAUGUCUGUAUAUUCUCAAGAGGCUGGUGGACUGCUGCAGUCAGAGGCUGACACAGCGCGCUGGGCUCCCCCGCGCCACCCAGAGAGACACCAUGUGGCGGGUGUUCACUGGGGCACUGUCAGUGGAAGAGAAAGGCAGUCAGCUGCUGGCCGACCUGCGAGAGAUUGAGUCCUGGGUGUACCGGCUGCUGCGUUCACCAGUACCGGUGGCGGGUCAGAGGCGUGUGGAUGUGGAGGUGCUGCCCCAUGAACUCAAGCGUCCACUCACCUUCGCCCUGCCUGACAACUCGCGCUUCUGCAUGGUCGACUUCCCCCUGCAUCUGCCACUGGAGCUGCUGGGCGUGGACGCCUGUCUGCAGGUGCUCAGCUGUGUCCUGCUGGAGCACAAGGUUGUUCUUCAGUCCCGAGAUUACAACGCCCUGUCUAUGAGUGUCAUGGCGUUUGUGGCCAUGAUCUACCCUCUGGAGUACAUGUUCCCUGUCAUCCCCUUACUGCCGACAUGCAUGGCAUCAGCUGAGCAGCUCCUCCUCGCCCCUACUCCUUACAUCAUAGGUGUCCCAGCGAGCUUCUUCCUCUACAAAUCUGACUUCAAAAUGCCAGAUGAUGUGUGGCUUGUGGACCUGGACAGCAACAAGGUCAUAGCACCCACCAGUGCAGAAAUUCUCCCACCUCUGCCAGAGCCUGAAUCGAGCGAACUUAAGAAACAUCUAAAGCAGUGUCUGGUUAGGUUGACCGUGAUCACCCAAAAGCAGAUCUUCUCCUCAGACAAUAAGGCCUUGGCCAGUAUGAGCUUGAACACCCAGCCGAUCCUGAACCUGGAGAAGUUCCAGGAAGGCCAGGAGUUGCCUCUGCUUCCCCCUGGACGAGACAAAGCUUCCCCGUCCUCCACAGAAUUUAACCCCCUCAUUUAUGGAAAUGACGUAGAUUCUGUGGAUGUAGCCACUAGGGUUGCCAUGGUAAGGUUCUUCAACUCUGCAAAUGUCCUCCAGGGGUUCCAGAUGCACACUCGCACAUUACGCCUGUUCCCUCGGCCUGUUGUGGCCUUCCAGGCGUCAUCUUUUCUUGCAUCUCGACCCCGGCGCUCUGGCUUUGCAGAUAAACUCUCUCACACCCAGGCAGUGGAGUUUUAUGGAGAGUGGGCUCUCAAUCCCAGCAACCUAGCCUUUCAAAGGAUACACAACAAUGUUUAUGACCCCUCCUUAAUUGGAGACAAGCCCAAGUGGUAUGCUCACCAGCUGCAGCCGGUGGUUUACCGCGUGUACGACGGAAGCUCCCAGCUGGUUGAGGCCAUGGCUGGUCCUUUGGAGGAUGAUGGCAAUGACUCUGACCCCACAGACAGUGGCAGUGACAGUGAAGCAUAUGAUGACUCCAGCUCUUCCUACUCCUCGCUUGGAGACCUUGUGAGUGAGAUGAUCCAAGGAGACAUCCAGGGAGACACGCCAAACUUGGACCCACCUACCCAUGCUGCACUGGGGGACGCAAGCGAGGUUGAGUUCCAAGACUUCCAGGAGUUCAGGGAAGGUCACGGUUCGGAGUGUCCGCCCAGUGGGGACGGAGCUGCUGAACCCUCAGACGGACAGCCCCUCCGCUCAAGCUCCAGCACAACUGCAAGCUCAAGUCCCAGCACAAUUAUCCAGGGAGUAAACCAUGAGCAGGGGGAACCAGUUGAAAUUGAGGCUUCAGCAAGCGCAGCCUUACAGAACCCUGUCCCAGGUCUCGGCACCCAGCCGUUCACCAGAUCUACUCCUGAUGCUGGUCUGAUGGAUCCAGCCAGCAAAAAGCAAGAAUAUGACAACCCAUACUUUGAGCCUCAGUAUGGCUUCCCCACUGAGGAUGACACUGAAGCAGAGGAGCAAGUGGAGUCGUACACUCCUCGAUUCAACCAGAAUCUCAAUGGCAACAAGGCACAGCGUCCCUUGCGUCCCAGUAGCCUGAGGCUCCCUGGGGAGUCUGAUGGAGAGGGAGACUCGCGCAACAGCUCCCCCAACUCCACCAUCUCCAACAACAGCAACGACGGCUUCGGAGGCCUCAUGUCAUUUGCUAGCAAUCUUUAUAAGAACCAUGGCACCAGUUUCAGUCUGUCAAACCUUGCUAUUCCCAACAAAGCAGCGAGGGAGAAGUCCACGCCUUUCCCAAGUCUUAAAGAUGACCCUGACAGCCCGGGCGCACGUGCACCCAGGGCACUUGUGGACCAGAAAUCUUCAGUAAUCAAGCACAGUCCAACGGUGAAGAGAGAGUCACCCUCUCCUCAGGGUCGUGUCAACAACACCAGUGAGAACCAGCAGUUCCUAAAGGAAGUAGUGCAGAGUGUUCUGGAGGGCCAAGGAGUCGGCUGGCUCAAUAUGAAGAAAGUGCGUCGCUUGCUGGAGAACGAGCAGCUGCGUGUCUUUGUGCUGAGCAAACUAAACAGAGCCGUCCAGUCGGAGGAAGACGCCAGACAGGAGAUCAUACGUGAUGUGGAGGUGAGCAGAAAGGUUUACAAGGGCAUGUUGGACAUCCUGAAGUGUACAGUCUCCAGCCUGGAGCACUCCUACACUAACGCAGGCCUCGGAGGCAUGGCCAGCGUCUUCAGCUUACUGGAAAUAGCACGCACUCAUUAUCAAACCAAAGACCCAGAAAAACGCAAGCGAAGCCCCACAGACAGUGCUGGCAGCCCAGGGAGUAAAGAGAGUCCUUCUGGGCGAAUGGAGUCUGCCAGACCUCAGGGCCUUCUCCAUGUUCCCCACCUGCAGCUGCCACACCACACAUCGGGCAAAGGAGCCCGUCAUUUCGAUACCCGGAGUCUGAACGAGGAGAACUUUAUUGCCUCGAUUGAAUUGUGGAGCAAGCACCAGGAUAAGCAAAAAGCUAUGGAAAAACCACAGAGGUCAGAUGGAGCGAAGCAGCAGCGCCCGGAGUUGACUGACACAGAGGAGAAGAAAUCACAGAUCAGUGCCGACAGCGGCCUCAGCGUUACCUCCGGGUCUCAGAAGAGCGACACAGAGUCUGUAACGAGCUCUGAGCCUCCGGUCCUGACGAGGAGCACCAGCCAGGACUCAGAGGCCAGCACAGUGAUAAGCAAUAGCUCUGGAGAGACACUGGGAGCAGACAGCGACCUGAGCAGCACAGCAGGAGACGGGCUGGGUGGGCGACAUGCGCCUCACCUGGCCCAGUCCAGAGGAACGCUCUCCGACAGCGAGAUCGAGACCAAUCCAGCCACCAGCUCCGUGUUUGGGAAAACCCACAAGCUGAAAGCUGGUGCAAAAGAGCCGAUGAUGGCGAUGGCGAAGGGCCCUCCUGCCCAGCCCAUGGAGGACAUCAGCAUGAGGAUCUACCUCUGUGAAGGCCUGCUGGGGCGAGAUAAGAGCUCCGUAUGGGAUCAACUAGAGGAUGCUGCCAUGGAAACCUUUUCUCUAAGUAAGGAGCGCUCCACGCUGUGGGACCAGCUCCAGUUCUGGGAAGAUGCCUUCUUAGACGCCGUCAUGCUGGAGCGGGAAGGCAUGGGCAUGGACCAAGGACCUCAGGAGAUGAUUGAAAGAUACCUGUCUCUGGGAGAACAUGACCGUAAGCGCCUGGAGGACGACGAGGACAGACUUCUGGCCACCCUGUUGCACAAUAUGAUCGCCUACAUGCUAAUGAUGAAAGUGAACAAAAAUGACAUCCGGAAGAAAGUGAGGCGUUUGAUGGGCAAGUCCCACAUUGGCCUCACACACAGCCAAGAGAUCAACGAGAUACUGGACAAACUGGCCCAAAUGAACGGCCGCGAGCUGUCCAUCAGGCCGAGCGGAAGCCGUCACAUCAAGAAGCAAACGUUUGUUGUACAUGCUGGCACUGACACCACAGGUGACAUCUUCUUCAUGGAGGUUUGUGACGACUGCAUAGUCCUGCGUAGCAACAUCGGCACGGUUUAUGAGCGCUGGUGGUACGAGAAGCUGAUCAACAUGACCUACUGCCCCAAGACCAAGGUGCUGUGUCUCUGGAGACGCAACGGCCAGGAGACGCAGCUCAACAAGUUCUAUACCAAAAAGUGUCGUGAACUCUACUACUGUGUGAAAGAUAGUAUGGAAAGAGCUGCUGCCAGACAGCAGAGCAUUAAACCAGGUCCCGAGCUGGGCGGAGAGUUCCCCGUCCAGGACAUGAAAACUGGCGAGGGGGGGCUGCUGCAGGUCACACUGGAAGGAAUCAACCUCAAAUUCAUGCACAGCCAGGAGCGGAAGGUUUUCAUAGAGCUGAAUCACAUUAAAAAGUGCAAUACAGUGAAGGGAGUCUUUGUCCUGGAGGAAUUUGUUCCUGAAACUAAAGAAGUGGUGAUCCACAAGUACAAGACCCCCAUGGCACAUCAGAUCUGUUACUCCGUCCUCUGCCUUUUCUCCUACGUGGCGGCGGUGAAGGGGAAGGAGGCGGAAGGCAAGCCCAAGCUCCUGUCGCCGAGACCCCUCCCCAGCUAGUCUCCACCCACACGCCCCCACCCCCACCCCCCUCCCCCCGCCCUCGGUGUGCCUCUUGACUUGCAGCUGCAUCUCAGUUCCACAUUAGACUUCUGACAAUCCCUGAUGUUAUUCUAAGCACACACCUUUUGCUCCUUUGCCCUGUAAAUACAGCCCUAAGACAGGAUCCGUCCCAGGACCCCGGGGUGUAGAUGUGUUUGUCCCUGGUCUGUGGUUUCGUGUAAAUACUCGGUUCCCUCAUCGCCGCCGUCCUGACGGCCAUAGCAGCUUGCUCUCUGUUUACCUGCUCCUUAACUGGGUAGAAGCUCCCGAUCUCCCCUCCCUCGUGAAGUCAUGGUCCUCUCUGGUUCCCACUGCCAACACGCAGCUGUUUGUAUCGAUAGGAGACGUGAGGGACGGUCUCGAGGCGCCACGUGCAUGCAGGUCCCAUGCACAGCCUCAAGAUCCACUACAGAGUAGCUUCCCCCCGCCCCCCUCACCCACUCUGUGAGUUAUUCUGUGCUAACGUGGUACUGUUAACAAAAAAAAAAUAAAAAAAAUAAAAAAUCCAGUCCGUCCAAGUUGAAACAGGUGAAACAUUUAGAGAGCUUCUUGUAGUGCAGGAUGUCCCGUUCUCAAACUGCUACUGUACACUGCACCCCGAGCACUGCAUGUAAACGCUUUGUAAAGGUUUCAUUGUUCGAACCCUAAAAUACUGUGAGUGGUCUAAGAUGUGUUGCCCUAGCUCGCCCUGAGAGGCAGAAUUACUGUUAUAGUUACACUGUACAAUUUCUUGUCUGUGGUCUGCUGUUAUCAAUUGCAUGUUAUUAUGAGGAUUCAAAAUAAAUAUUAUAUAUAUAUAUUUCUCUCUCAUUCUAUAUAUAUAUAUAUAUAGUAUUUAUUUAAUAUAUACAUAUAUAUAUGCUGUACAUUUCUCAGAAGAAAAUGUUACCAACUGUUUAUUCGCUAGAUGUGCAAUAUUUAGUAGUUAGCCAUUGCCAGAGCCAGGAUUUAACAAGUUUACUGUCUCGCUGGCUUUCACGGAGUUGACGAAUGUAAGAAAGGACUUUUGUUUUUCUACAGUGCAUUUUGAUUGAAGUGAAUAUGACGACAUUACGUGUGACAUGACUGUGUUUUGGAGUUUGUCUCGAAACGUGUAAGCCCACUGCUGUGGUUGUUUGGUCCGUGAGGAGACGCACCGAGUCUUCAUGUUGUUUCUGUACUGUAAAGUAAAGAGCUGUCCGCUCCGCUCCCCCCGCUGGCCCCGCCCACCUUCACUCUGUGUGUGUGUGUGUGUGUGUGUGUGUGCGUGUGUGUGUGUGGGUUGGUGUGAGCAUGUUCAUUCAUGUAGUGAACUGUUUGUUUCUCCUGAUCAGCAAUAUAUUGAUACAGCUAUAUCACUGGAAGAUGUUUUAUUUUGUUGUUGAAUGGCUCUUUAUUUUUAGCAAUUCAAACUGUGCAAAAGAAUAAUCAAUAGGACGUCCACCAGAUGCUGAUAUUUUAGAUGUUCCCUAAAUGAGUAACACCACACGAGUGUAAAUAGAAAAGAACUCAGAGAAGAAAAAAUAAAAUCUCCAAAUGGGUUUAGGGAAUGAGAAACGGCUCUUUGUGCCGGAGUUCAAGGACAUUUUCACACUGGAUUGUUAAAGUCAUCCCUGUCACUGUACGAGCCUGCUGCUGUAAACAGAGGGAAUAAGUGAAAUGAGAUGCCAGGUGUAAGUAUUUAAGUCUUUGAAAAAAUUAUUUAUAGAAUAUGUACAGCUUUGGCAAUAUCAUAAUAAAGUUGUCCCAAAUGGA
Molecule: messenger RNA, 7341 nt
Organism: Myripristis murdjan (pinecone soldierfish)
Lineage: Eukaryota; Metazoa; Chordata; Actinopteri; Holocentriformes; Holocentridae
Gene: madd
Product: MAP-kinase activating death domain
Exons: 38
Coding region: 520-5565 (1681 amino acids)
Biological process (GO): regulation of Rab protein signal transduction; regulation of apoptotic process
Cellular component (GO): cytosol
Molecular function (GO): guanyl-nucleotide exchange factor activity
Source: RefSeq, a predicted model, not a curated record